GGUCCGGCACCACCGCCACAAAACCUCAAUGACGAAUUUUUCGAACCCCAUGACCAAGCGCUCAUAAAUCGGCUUACCGUGCGGAGUCCGAUAAUAGGUACUUUUAAGAAGUUCCGGAUUCUUUCAUCAUGUGGAGCGUUAGCGACAGCUCUGGAUCGUGGCUUUCUUCUUGUUUGCAUCUUCGCCAUUUUUUCUUGCGCGCCGCGAUAUGGACGGCCUCGGCUUCCACAGACCAACGAGAACAAAAGGAAGCUUAUCACAAAAUCAUAAAAUGAAAAAGCUUCCUGGAUGAAUACCCAGGCGAUCUGCCCCGUUCCCCUUCCUCUCUCCAGCCCGCUGCAUCUUCUACGAACCGCACGUGGGAGGACGAUUUUCAGGGGCACUUGAGCCACGCGAUCGAGAGCCUGUUCAAGUGCGAGGAGACCCUGCGGACGCGGUCCGACGACGCGGAUGCGGUGAAGGAGGAAAAGGAGUUGCAAACCCGUUUUGACGAAUUGAACGAGGAGGUAGCGACCCUGCUGAAGGAACGGCAGGCGCUGGAGACGGAGCUACAUGAUUUGGAGGGGGAUACCGAAGCGACGGAUUUUCGGAACAAGUCCACGCAGGAACUGCGGCGGUUGAUCCAGACCUUCGAAAUGAACAUGACCAUGGU
Molecule: messenger RNA, 652 nt
Organism: Amoebophrya sp. A120
Lineage: Eukaryota; Dinophyceae; Syndiniales; Amoebophryaceae
Source: the annotation of a GenBank genome assembly